This is a messenger RNA of Trichosurus vulpecula (common brushtail), 963 nucleotides long. RefSeq names its product olfactory receptor class A-like protein 1. Gene Ontology annotation, biological process: G protein-coupled receptor signaling pathway. Gene Ontology annotation, cellular component: membrane. The coding region runs from base 1 to 963 and encodes 320 amino acids. The transcript has a single exon. Lineage: Eukaryota; Metazoa; Chordata; Mammalia; Diprotodontia; Phalangeridae. The record is from RefSeq and is a predicted model, not a curated record. Gene Ontology annotation, molecular function: pheromone receptor activity.
AUGGUUAUUAGUGAGUUGAUCUUUGGUGUGGCAUUCUUCUUUCAAUGUGCCAUUGGUCUUGUAGGCAAUUCACUGCUGCUCAUGCUCUAUAUUUGUAUCUCCUUCAAAAAGCCUCAACAGAAGAAGUCCAUGGAUUUGAUUCUUGCUCAUUUGACUUUGGCCAAUAUGGUAACACUUUUUACCAGGGGCAUCCCAGAAAUCCUGUUUUGUUUUGGGAUGAGACAUAUUUUAGAUGAUUUAUGGUGUAAGGCACUCAUGUACAUUUACAGAAUUUCCCGGGGACUUUCUGUCUGCACAACAAGUCUUCUGAGUAUGUUCCAGGCCCUCAUCAUCAGUCCCCACAGCUCUGUGUGGGUAAGCAUCAAAGUCAGAGCCCCUAAAUACAUUUCACAUUAUUUCCUCUUUUUCUGGGUCACCAACGCAUUGAUCUACAUUAGGGUCAUUGAACUCACUGAAGCAACCAAAAAUGACACAAUUUCUACCUAUCGUUAUGCCUCACAUAUUUUCGUAGUAAGAUCAGUAGGAGAUGACAAUGAACUUACUGCUGCAUUUAUGUUUGGUAUGACUCUUCAUGACCUUAUCUUUCACUUCCUUAUGUGCUUGUCCAGUACCCACAUGGUGCUUCUCCUCUAUAGACAUAGCAAGCAAGUGAAGCAUAUUUAUAGCAAUAGUCAUUCCCCUAGAUCCUUCCCAGAGGUCAAGGCCACACAGACCAUCCUCUUGCUUGUAACCUGUUUUGUUUUAUUCUACUGGCUCAACAACUGUAUCACUUUAUAUGAAACUUUUAAAUUUGAAAAAGAUGUUGAGUUGGAAACCAUUGCCAGCUUUUUUGGUGGAUGUUACCCUGCCCUCUGUCCCUUAUUGCUUAUCGGCAGUGAGAGUCGUAUCCCAAAGUUUCAUUGUAUGCCUGGAAAGGCACAAAGACCUCAUAAGGAUUUUAUGGAUAGAUUGGUCAACCCAUGA